This is a messenger RNA of Seriola dumerili (greater amberjack), 1425 nucleotides long. It is a transcript of the gene igsf5a, whose product is annotated as immunoglobulin superfamily member 5-like. Lineage: Eukaryota; Metazoa; Chordata; Actinopteri; Carangiformes; Carangidae. Gene Ontology annotation, biological process: cell-cell adhesion. The transcript is spliced from 8 exons. The record is from RefSeq and is a predicted model, not a curated record. The coding region runs from base 10 to 1098 and encodes 362 amino acids.
AACACUAACAUGACUGUGUCCUGGAAAUCAUGGUCCAACCUCUUCUACAUCUGUUUAUUACUGUUUGCAGCUGAAGCGCUGGCUCAAGAUUUCCAUCUGGCGCCGGUGAAUUUAACAGUGCUGCAGGGCACUAGUGCGCAGUUCAGAGCCAACGUGGCGGGAAAAUGGGAAGUCAUGACCUGGACCGUCGGAAAGCUUCUGGUUCUCACUGUCUCACUUCCCAACGGUAACUCAACCUCAUUCCCAGGACAGUACUCCAGCAGAUUGUGCUCCAGUGCUGACACCAGCUGUGUGGAAUUCAUCAUCCAUAACGUGAACCGCAAUCAGUCCGGGUCGGUCGUCUGCGCUGUGCAGGGGGAUUAUGGACAAAGGACUGCGCAACUUAAUGUUCAAGAGAGUGGUACAGUCAGCAUCAUGGGAGGGAACCUGACCGUGGAACAGGACCAGCAGGUGGAGUUCCAGUGUGUAGCAACUGCUUGGUUCCCCAUACCCACCGUAAGCUGGAACCAAAAUGGCCAAGCUGUAAACAGCAGCCUGUACAACACCACCAGCAUGGCCGAUGGGGAUUCCAUCAACUCCACCAGCGUCCUCAAGUUCCAGGCAGUCAGCAACACCACAGUGGAGUGUCAGGCAACUGUGUCAGAACUAAAAGACCCACAAUCCAGCUCUGUCUUCUUGGUGGUUGUUCCCAAGCCUCCUGACUGGACUGUGCUGAUCGCUGUGGUCGUGUCUUUUGGAAGUUUUGCUCUGCUGGUUUUACUCAUCAUUGGAAUCAUCUUCUGCUACAAACGCAGGAAAGAAAAACAAACCAACUACCAAGAUGAAAUGAGCAAGAGAGUGAGGACACAGAGCCAGAGUGUUGCCAGUGCAGCUGGACAGAAACAGGGUCAAGUGAACGCAGGAUAUUUGGCGGACGGUCGAACAAGUGUCGCUCCCAGUGAGCUCACUGACAGCGGCUUUGGCCAGGUAAAUGGCUCCAGUAGUUAUGAGAUGCCUGAUGUUGUGAACAGUAACCAGGCAGGAAAUGGCUACAAUAGCACCUACAACACUGUGGAUGACUCAGGCUUCAGGAAACACAGACAUGUCACCAUUGUGUAAAGACACACAGACCACAAAUUACAAACUUGCACAGCAGCCUGAAGCCUAACUACCUUGGGCUCUAAAGAUAAGAGAAAGGUGGGAAGACGGACCGAAUCUGCCCAAACCAGAGACUGAUGAGCUGGAUAAUAUGUCGAAGCUGGAUGUAGAGGAGAAAACCAACAUUCAUGUUAUUCUCUGCCUGUAUAAAGUUGAUUCAAAACUUUAGAAAGUAUAUCAAAAAUGCAUUUAUAUUGCAAAACGUCUUGACUGAAAGUGCUUUCAGUUAAAACAAAGCAGCACCAUGAGAGGCCAAAUGAGCGCAAUGAACAAAUGAAUGGCAAACAA